CCUUCCUUAUGAUCGCUCUGUCGAGGUUCCCGAUGCUGAGGCUUUACUUUCUCAUCAGUUUGAUGGGCUUAGUGAAAUCAGGAAAGGGACAUCUGUCCUCCUCAGCAUGACCUCAUUCAAAACUAAUCUCAACCACAUCGGUCUUUUGGACAGAUAAGUGGCCACUCGACACAGAUGAAACAUGUCCUUCCUUCACCAAACUGAGCUUCCACAGUGCAGUGGUUGGUACGGGACUAAAUGUGAGGUUGAUGCUUUACACAAAGAGAAAUGAGACCUGUGCACAAGUCAUCAAUUCCACGGAUUUGGGGAACUUGAAUGUGACGAAGAAAACCACUUUCAUUAUUCACGGGUUCCGGCCAACAGGCUCCCCUCCAGUUUGGAUGGAGAAUUUGGUAAAGGGUUUGUUGAAUGUGCAAGAGAUGAACGUGGUGGUUGUUGAUUGGAAUCGAGGUGCUACGACUGUGAUAUACACCCAUGCCUUUAACAAGACCAGAAAAGUGGCUCUCAUCUUGAAGGAAUUUAUCGACCAGAUGUUGGCUAAAGGAGCUUCUCUUGACAACAUUUAUAUGGUUGGAGUAAGUCUAGGAGCCCACAUAUCUGGAUUUGUUGGAGAAAUGUACAAUGGGCAGCUGGGGAGAAUCACAGGUCUUGACCCUGCUGGCCCUUUGUUCAAUGGCAGACCUCCUCAGGACAGGUUAGAUGCCGGCGAUGCACAGUUCGUCGACGUCAUCCACUCAGACACUGAUGCACUGGGCUACAAGGAACCGUUAGGGAACAUAGACUUCUACCCAAACGGAGGACUGGAUCAACCCGGUUGCCCCAAAACAAUAUUUGGAGGAGUUUCAAAGUAUUUCAAGUGUGACCACCAGAUGUCUGUGCGCCUGUACCUUGCUUCCCUGAUCAAGAACUGUGCCAUCACCGCCUAUCCCUGUGACUCCUAUCGGGAUUACAGGAAUGGCAAAUGUGUCAGCUGCGGCACACCACAAAUGAUGUCCUGCCCUCUCCUGGGGUAUUAUGCUGACAAAUGGAAGGACUACUUAAGGGACAGAGAUCCUCCAAUGAUGAAGGCAUUCGUUGACACAGCUGAGAACGAACCAUUCUGCAUAUAUCAUUAUUUUGUGGACAUUGUAUCUUGGAACAAGAAUGUAAGAAGAGGGGUCAUUACAAUCAAACUGAAAGACAAAAAUGGAAACAUCACAGAAUCCAAAAUCGAUCACGAACCAGCCGCAUUUCAUAAAUAUCAUCAAGUGAGCCUGCUUGCAAGAUUUAACCAAGAUCUGGAUAAAGUGGCAGCAAUUUCGUUGUUGUUCUCUACAGGAUCUGUAAUAGGCCCAAAGUACAAGCUCAGGGUCCUUCGAAUGAAGCUGAGGUCCCUUACCCAUCCAGAGAGGCCCCAGUUGUGUCGGUAUGAUCUUGUCCUGGUGGAAAACGUUGAGACUUUCUUCCAGCCUAUUCUGUGCCCAAAGCUGCAGGUGUAACUGCUGUUAGCAUGCAUGGGCAACAGCCACGCGAGGAUCACUACAUUAACAGGCUCUUAAAGCCUCAUACCACCUUGUCCUCAAAGCUCAAAAAGUACAGCAAAACCAAAGUUAUUUUCAGCAGUGUCCUACAGAUGUCACUUUGAAAGCUGUCAAAUGACCUGUGAUUAUGAAACAGUGCUAGGAAGGGAGCCCCUAACUAGGGCAAGUCAGAAAUAUCCAGGCUCCUGACAGCCAAGCCUUUGUCUGGCUGUGUCCUGGGGCUUCAUUUGUUCCGAACAGUUGACUCUGCUGCCUGUCACAUGACACUGGUCGCUUCUGCCCCUCAGGGCUGCAGGUCAAACAUCUUGGCACAAACUGCAGUCUGGAGGCCUCACCAGGAUUCCAUGUUCCCUGUGCCAGAUCUUCCACCAUCCUGGCAUGAAGAGGAGAAUGAAAGAGACUACCUCACGGGGCCCAUGGGUUUGGGGGCCAGUCUGUGAAGGCUGUUUUGGAAACCCUUGGGUCCAUUUCUGUGACAUGUGGAUGAAUAUGAAAUAUGUGCUUGUUUUGAUAUGGCUUAGCUCUCAUGUAUAGAUAGGCAGCCUCUCCUUUUCAAUACCAGCCUCACUCCUGGGCUGUUUUGGGGUGGCAAGGAGGCUUUCUGCCUUUUCUGAAGUGAUGUUGAUGGUCAGAGGUGGUGGGGAUGGGCUGAUAGCCCUGAGGGCCAUGUUAAGACACUAAGUGGAGGAAAGGAGGACAGAGGAGGCAGGAGGAGUAUAACAGCACAAGGGCAAGGACAGAGCAAGAGGUGGGAGAGGAAAGCACUUGCUUUUUACCUCAGGUGCAGAAGGCGCAUUUACAGAAUUGUUUUUGCUGUUCUGGAAUUGAGCAUACUAGGCCAGUGCCCUACCACUUGCUCCAUCCCAGCUCCAGGCAACACUCAUUUUAAGCAACCUUUAAGAAAUGUUUCCUUUUCCUUUCCACUGGUAUAAUCCAUGGUCAUUCAAGAAAAGUUUUUAAAAUGCAGAGUUGCAAAAUGAAAAGGAAAAAACAAAACAGCCCAACUGUAUAUAACCCCACCUAUUAGAGGGGAUUAAGGUUAAAUUUUGGUGUGAUAUUCUAACUUAUGUGGCUAAUGUAAAUUAAAAGCAUAGUCCAGUUUUUUCUUGGCACAUGCAAACCUUCACGCAGAAGUUGGAAGCCUUCUUAGGCCUCCAUGGAGUAUUUGCAACUCUGAAUAUUUAUGAAUGACAGUUGCAGCCAAGUUAAGAAAUCCCAGAGGGCCAGAGACAGAGGGUAGAAUGAAGGUAGUCAAAACUAGGGCCCAGAUGCCCAGUAUGAAAGUGGCUGCCACCCAUCACUAACUUGUGGCCACUGUCGGGAUGACCCAGUAUCUUCCUCUUUAUCCCGGGGCUCUGCCAUUGUAAAGAAAUGGACAGAAAUGUUGCAUAAAUGGUAGAAAUCCACGUUGUCUUUCUUUUCCUAUUGCUGCGAUAAAAUACCCUAAUAAAAGUACCUUAAGAGAAAAGGUUUAUUAUAGCUCACAGUUCAAGGUAUAGUCCAUCAUGAUAGGAAAGUCAAGGCAGUAAGAGCUUGAACUAGCUGGUCACGUCUCAUUCACAGUCAGAAAGCAGAGGGAUGCUCAAACAAGACAAAAUCCCAGCAUAGAACUGGGGAAAUGGGCAAG
Nannospalax galili (Upper Galilee mountains blind mole rat) is the source of this 3147-nucleotide messenger RNA. It is a transcript of the gene Liph, whose product is annotated as lipase H. The transcript has 11 exons. The record is from RefSeq and is a predicted model, not a curated record. Gene Ontology annotation, molecular function: carboxylic ester hydrolase activity; lipase activity. Bases 249 to 1478 code for a protein of 409 amino acids. Lineage: Eukaryota; Metazoa; Chordata; Mammalia; Rodentia; Spalacidae. Gene Ontology annotation, biological process: lipid metabolic process.